Messenger RNA from Caenorhabditis elegans, 1022 nucleotides. RefSeq names its product Delta-like protein (gene dsl-3). Gene Ontology annotation, molecular function: Notch binding. The transcript has 4 exons. The coding region runs from base 185 to 976 and encodes 263 amino acids. Gene Ontology annotation, biological process: cell fate specification; Notch signaling pathway; cell communication. NCBI's taxonomy places the organism in Eukaryota, Metazoa, Nematoda, Chromadorea, Rhabditida, Rhabditidae. The record is from RefSeq and is marked reviewed. Gene Ontology annotation, cellular component: membrane.
AGUGAUUGUUACUGUUAUCCAAAAAAACAAUCUGACGGCAAAUCAAGAUUAUAACAAAAAAAAACGAAGGGACCUUCAAGAACCCCCGAUCGCUGGGGCAGAUAAUCUUAAUAUUGAUACUCUUCUUCUGGAUAGUAUAUCUCCGUUUUUUGGCAUUUGCGGUGGUCUUCUAUUGCCCAUCAUCAUGAUCAAAGUGAUAUUCGCCUUAUUUCUGGCUUUUCAGCAGAUUACCUGCUCGGGCUACCUGGAGCUUUACUUCCAAAGUGAGUUCCAUCUGAAAGCCACAGUUAACAUCACGUCAUGCUCCACUACUGCUCCGCCAACACUGAUCCCAUUAAUGAUUUCUUCGAAUGAAACUGUGAAAAUGCACAAGGUUCCGAUGAAAAUGGAUGGCUCCGAGUAUCAGAUUACGAUUUUUGUUAUUAAUCAGGAUCGACUAGACAUUGACAACGCCACCAUCACCACAUCAUUUGUUCCGAAAAAUGGUCAAAUUUCCCCGCUGACCGUGAUGUUCCCGUUUACAGGCAUCAGAAUGCGUGUAGGAUGCGAUGAACAAUGGCACGGCGAGAAAUGUGACGUGUUCUGCUGCUCCGAAACCGCUUCCCGAGUCGGAAAAGUGUGCAAUUCCCAUGGUCAACUCGGAUGUCCCCAAGGAAAACGAGGUCUCGACUGUGCUCUACCAAUCAGUAAGAAAUGGUGUAAAUGCCAGAACAACGGAGCAUGCAUCUCCUCAUUCGGAAAGAAUUUGCACGAGAAAAUGCAAUGCGAGUGUCAGCUGGGAUUUCGUGGAUCUCAUUGUGAAGAACGUGUCGACAACAUCGAGAUGAAGUCGACGUACGGUGUGGAUCCAAAGAAAUUCGAGAUCGCGACGGCGAAAAUGUUGUACGAGAGUGUUGUUGAUAAUGAGCUGGUCGAGGUGAAGCGGGAACGGACCGGAGGACAUUUCUUGCAGAAUUUGAGAAUUAAUGAUCAAUAAUUUAUUGUUAUCAUCGUUCACUAUAUAUUAAAGAAUAUUGUUUGUC